AUGGCAGACUCUAGACCAAUCCUGCAAGAAAUUAUCGCCCGACACAAGACAAUUCCACGCAUGGACCCUUCCCAGAAGGAAUACCACGGCCUGUCACUUGCAGAAGAACUCGAGCACUCCCGAGGGUUACUUCGCAAGCUUGAAGAAGAGGGUGAACGGUUGGAGAGAAUUACCUACUACGAAGCUUACCUGAGGGGAAAGAAGAAAGAUGAGGCAUGA
Messenger RNA from Daldinia decipiens, 219 nucleotides. RefSeq lists its product as uncharacterized. NCBI's taxonomy places the organism in Eukaryota, Fungi, Ascomycota, Sordariomycetes, Xylariales, Hypoxylaceae. The transcript has 2 exons. The record is from RefSeq and is a predicted model, not a curated record. Bases 1 to 219 code for a protein of 72 amino acids.